AUGGUUAUCUUUCUCAGAGCAAAUGCUGAAAAACCUAGUGUGCAAAUCCACGACGAAUGCAUUACCGCAGUCAACGAAUUGCGGUCUCGAAGAGAUGCGAAUAAACCCCGCUACGUCAUUUACAAAAUCUCUGAUAACGGCCAGAGUGUCGUCGUGGAUGAGACCUCGUCAGACAAAAACUAUGAAGCAUUCCUGAAUAAGCUUGCAUCCGCCACUGACGACAAGGGUAAGCCUGCCCCUCGCUAUGCUGCCUACGAUGUCGAAUAUGACCUUGGAGAGGAGGGGAAAAGAGAGCAGCUGAACAAGGCGCUUAAUCUGCCUGUGUCGAUACAUGCCGACGAUCUUGAUGAUAUUGAGUGGCAUAGUGUCGUCCAGCGCGUGAGUCGAGGAAGGGUAUAA
Fusarium odoratissimum NRRL 54006 is the source of this 399-nucleotide messenger RNA. RefSeq lists its product as uncharacterized. NCBI's taxonomy places the organism in Eukaryota, Fungi, Ascomycota, Sordariomycetes, Hypocreales, Nectriaceae. The transcript is spliced from 2 exons. Gene Ontology annotation, cellular component: actin cortical patch; actin cytoskeleton; cytoplasm. Gene Ontology annotation, biological process: actin filament depolymerization; actin filament severing; cell motility. The coding region runs from base 1 to 399 and encodes 132 amino acids. Gene Ontology annotation, molecular function: actin filament binding. The record is from RefSeq and is a predicted model, not a curated record.